AUGUCCUCCGGAAUAAUAGAGUCAUGGGCCGAUGCAGGAGAUGAAUUCUCAGCACCACCCGAUAUCAUAAAUAACCCCGAUGGCACCAAGACUGUCAUUACAUUCAGAACCAAUCAAGAAGGUAAAAAAGUCAAAGUAACGCAAAGAAUCAAAGAAGUUGUCGUACAAGAAAAAGUCCAUCCUUUAAUUGCUAAACGUAAAAACUGGCACAAGUAUGGUAAAGACAGCAAGAAACCUGCUGGUCCUGAUACUUCAACGACACAAUUGGGUGAAAAGGUCGAAUUGAAAUUGGGACUUUCUUGGAAACAAGCAGAAAAGAAGGAAGAGGAAGAUAAACAACAAGAAAGAGCACAAGCUGUUGCUAUACAGACUAUUAAAUGUAGAGUAUGUGGAGGUGAUCAUUAUACUUCUAAAUGUCCAUUCAAGGAUACGUUGGGAGCAGCAGCUGGAUUGACCCCAGGUGGCUCGACUCCAGAGCCAGGCCAAGAAGGAGAAGCCGGUGCUGGUGCUGGUGGUGAAGGCGGUGCUGGUGCUGGAACUGGCCCAGGAAGAUAUGUACCAAGACAUUUAAGACCAGAUGCCAGCGGUAACUUGCCAACAAGAGAAGCAAGAGAUGAUUCAACUACAUUGAAGGUAUCGCAAUUGAACACUUUUGUUGAUGAAGAUAUGUUGAGAAAUGAAUUAUUUGCCAGGUUUGGACCAUUGCAAAGAGUUACUGUGGUUAGAAAUAGGGAAACUGGUGAUAGUAGAGGGUUUGCUUAUGUUAGUUUUGCUACUGAAGAAAUUGCUCAACGUGCUUUGGACUUGUUGAAUGGUAAAGGUUACCAUUCGUUGAUUUUGCAUUUGGAAUGGUCUAAGAAGAAGAAAACUACGUAG
Molecule: messenger RNA, 876 nt
Organism: Lodderomyces margitis
Lineage: Eukaryota; Fungi; Ascomycota; Pichiomycetes; Serinales; Debaryomycetaceae
Gene: TIF35
Product: translation initiation factor eIF3 subunit g
Exons: 1
Coding region: 1-876 (291 amino acids)
Cellular component (GO): eukaryotic translation initiation factor 3 complex; cytoplasm
Molecular function (GO): RNA binding; translation initiation factor activity
Source: RefSeq, a predicted model, not a curated record